Xyrichtys novacula (pearly razorfish) is the source of this 8887-nucleotide messenger RNA. Lineage: Eukaryota; Metazoa; Chordata; Actinopteri; Labriformes; Labridae. The record is from the annotation of a GenBank genome assembly.
AUGGAGAUGACUGGCGGCUGUGAUCUGCAGCCUGAAAGGAGAGGGGACAUCUCAACAGACGAUGACUCUAACAGCUUAUUGAAUGAUCACAGUUAUUCCCAACAUGGAGGACUAGCUGAAUUCAUGGAGCAAGGUGAUUUAGACUCACAAAGAGAUAAUAAAAAAGCAAGAAGAUAAAACUAAAGUGAGUGAACUUAGACCAUCUGGUCCAGAGAUCUACAGCAGCUCACGGGGUAGAGCGGGAUGUUAUGAGUCUACUUUCCAAACAUGUCAGUGUUACAAACUCCAGAUACAGCACAGUGCAACAGAUAUUUGUUUGACGUUUCCUGUCAAAACAAAAUAAAUGGAAAAUUUUUUUUACAGGAUUUCUUUGUCAAAAGAUAAUUUACAAAUGCAUAAGAGAGUUUUCCUAGCAGAGAUGACCUGACCGUAGCCUGUUUUAUGAACUCUUACCUCUGUGUCUUGUAUAUGUGCUGCAAUAACAAGUUUUAAUCUGUUUUCAGUGCAACUGGAGACCUUUACAUUGACUCUGGUGUUACUCUAUAUAAUUCUUAAGGUCUAUAUGUGUAUUUAAGUGACGUCUGGAUAUUCUAUCAGCUGAAACAAGCAGUAACAGCAGUCAUAUAAAUGAUCCUUUCGCAGAGUGAACAUGCAUUGGGAGUGUGUUGCAUUGACAUUUUGAUCAUUUUGUUAUUCAUCUUUAAGCACCAAAUUCCCAGCAAAGUGUGAAAAUCCCCAACAGCACACUCUACAAGAGAAAUGGCUGGGGAGAGACCUAUCUGCACAGAGCAUGUAAGAGAGGAGACCUGCAGACAGUCAGAGCACUGAUCAAGGCUGGGAUCAGCGUCAACAUGGAGGAUAAUGCAGGUCUUACACCGCUGAGGCACUGUUUCAUCUACACUCUGCAGAUUGACUUAAUUCCCCUUCAUUUGUCUGUCAUAUAAAAUUAUUAACUAUGAAACAAUAAACCCUCUUUGAUCGUGUAAAUCAUCUUGAUUUGUCAGGUUGGACUGCGCUCCAUGAGGCUGCGUUGGUGGGCAAUGAAGCAGUGGUUAGGGAGCUGCUGAGGGCUGGAGCGAACCCCAACGCUCGAAGCUGUGAUGGCGUCACACCCCUUCAUGAUGCUGUUACUAAAGGACACUAUGAGGUGAUGGAGAAACUCACUUUGUAUGUAACAAACCUGUGUGCGGUUUAUUUCCUCUUUUUUUGUGAGAGAUGACAGUGCUUCAAGAGGAUAACUGAGAAACUAACAAAGUAAUAAACUAAAGAAAUUUAUAGAUGAGGUGUCUUAAAGGCAAAAGUAUUGCAGAUUUGGGGAGGAUGGAUGCACUCUUUCAUGAAUGGAAAACCCAGGUGUGUGGCCAAGUCUGCAAAAAUAGUAAAGGAGUUGUCAGAAAAAGCAGCCAAAACAAGUCGGCAGACAUGGGCAGGAAGAUAAUCAUUAAACGUCCUUUUUCACCAUUUUCUUUUCUCUGAUUGAAGUGCGAAGGUAAAGCAUAACCUAACCUGGCGGGGUCAAACUUCUCAUUCUGGUUCUGUCUUUCUGGUCUGUUGGAGAUUAUGAGUUAUAGUGUAAAGUGCAGGUAGAGGUGCUAACUUGAGAGCUCUGGGGAUGCACUAGCUUGGGCUGCCCACUUCCUUUCAUCUAAAAUAUCAGGAUUAAACUGAUUUUGUAGAUCAAUUUAAACCCAGUUCUACAGUAAUCUGACUGGAUUAAAACUAUUGAAUCGAAUGAAAUAUUGGAAACCUGUUGUUCAAAAGACAAAUAUGGCAAUUUCAACCCUCAAGUUUGUGUUUUUGAAAACCGUCACUCAGAGGUGUUUCAGUUUCACUGGAUGCAGGUUCACUUUUUCAACCAGACUUUGUCAAAUCUGUGUGUAAUGUGCAGAUAGUGCGGCUUCUUCUCCAGUCUGGGUCAAACACCUGUGACUGGACGGUCGGAGGCCUUAGUGCUCUGGACAUGGCGGAGGAGGAAAAUAUGAAACAGCUGCUCUUAACAUGCAGAGACUCUUUGGUUAUUCAUGAGGAGCCUCAGGAAGCAUCUGGACAACACACACAGCCAGGUGAGUUAAUCCAAGCACAUUAAGAGAUCAGUUUGAUGAGCUUUUGCUUGAGAGAAAAUGUGAUUUAGGUUUUUUAUAUCUAAGUAUAAUAUACAAAAAAUUCUGUCAUUUAAAAAAAACAAAUGGAUCUGAUUGCAUCUGUGUAAAAAAAGACUUAUUUUUGUCUUAAAAGAUUAUUUUAUUUCAAAAAUACAGAGGAGGACUGAUUGCACUGCAGACUUAACAUCCACAUUAAGCUAAAACUAUCGCUCCCACGCAGCUUUAAGAAAACCCAGAGACCUAAUGUAUUUUCUGAGUGGUGUAUCCUGCUGAGGUCUGAAUGCAGGGUUCUCUCAGGUUGUAAAUCUUCUGAGGCUCAGUGCCACAAACAGCUCCGCAGCCAGAGAAACUUCAAUCCAAACGUACGAUCCAAAGAGUCAGGUGACGGAGAUGGAGCCAGAGAGCCGGCUGACAUUCAGCAGAGAGAAAAACACACCAACACUCAGAAUGUAAGACCUUUUUACACCCUGAUCCCUUUAAAAUUCAAGUCCCCAAUUGAAACAGUCUUUACUUCUGUUUAUUGCAGCUUUAAUGUGAAACUCACAAAUGUUGAUGUAUUGUGGUUGCAACAGCUGAGUCAUUCAGAAAGCGUGAUGGCGAUUUUGGAGCAGGUUUGGGAGAAACAAACAGAAAUAUCAACAUGGCCCCUUUCAGCUCCACAGGAUGCAGGUAGAGCAGCUGCACACUAGUCAAGUCGAUUUUAGUUUACAAGUAAGAUGUCACAGGUAAACAUUUCAAACAGAUUCUGCAGCAGUAUUUAUAAACUGCACUAGAAAUACCCAAAGGGGUUUCUUCGCAGGACUAAAGGGAUACUUUUUACAGAAGUGAUUGUGUUUAAAAAUGUCAUUUACUCAUGAGUCACUGAAAUAAUCAAAAUUAUACAACUUAAGUCAAAAUUUAGUUUGAUAAACCACAUUUUAUUGUUUUGCUUGUGAAGUUAGGGACAGCAUGACAUAAACAUUAGUCAAUUUAUCAUUUAUUCAACCACGUCCUCUAUAAAUUAACAUCUUUACUGUUUUAUACUGUAUAAACCCUGUUGUACUCUGAUCACAUCUCUGACUUGCUUAUAUGUUGUCACUGUGAUUGAAAUAAGUUACGCAACUCAGUUCAAUCCGCAGAGCCGCUUCACACCUUUGGGAAAAUGUCAUUUAUCGAAUUCUAAAAAUGUCCUGUGAUUUAUCUCGAUCCUGAGUCUAAAUAAAUGUCGUGACUGAGGUGAAUUGUGCUGUUUUUAUUUCAGGCAGAUACCAUUCUGCUCUAAAACAGAUCGAGAAUCAGCUGAUUGAGUUGCUCAACAAACAGACCUUUAAGAAAGAUCAUCUCGGUCAAAAACAGAGGUCAGUGCAGAAAGUUCACAAUAAGGGUUUAAAUUGCAGCAAUCAUUUGUCUGCAUUUAUUUGUUCAUCGCUAUAAAAAGGAAAUAAAGUGUUACAUCCUCACUCCCAAAAAAACAGAAAUUGAUGGUUUGCAGAUUAUUUUACUAUAUACAUAAUUACAAAUGAGGCAAAGUCAACAAUAAAAUGUUCAUAGUCAAAAAUGAUAUUGAUUAAAGAUAGAUUUAUGCUCAUUUUUGAUGUGAUGCUCGCAACAUGUUAAAUACCUUAGGGACAGGGACAUGUUUACCAUUUCAAGCUUCAGACUCUGGUCAUCUGAGUUCCCAAACAUUAAACAGAACAAACAUUUGGGAACUCUGAUGACCAGUGCUUGGAGUUUAAGAAGUGAAUUGUUGUCCCAGCGCCAAGGGUCCCCCCGUACCCUCAGGACUGCUGGUUUCAAAACUGUCCCCUGAUAACAAGCAGAAUUGUCUCUUCCCUCUUGAGACUGGAGGCAACAGCAGCUGUGAUUUUCAAAAAGAAGGUCAAACUUUGAUUGGUUGGACCAUGGGUUUCUGUUUUUAUGAACAUGUAUAACAUAAGAACUUUUUUGGAAUUGGGGUUGUGUUUACAAUCCCAAUUCCAAUGUAUAUAUUUGAAUGUAUAUAUAACCCAUUCAAACCCUAUUUUUUUUUAUAUUAUUGACAGUCACUUAAACAUGAAUAGUGUGGACAGUUUUUUUGUUACCACGUCUCUCCACCUGGUUUAGUAAAGCUUCAUUGAGGGUUUACUGUUUCCAGAGCAGCCUGAUGUAUAAUAAAUGUCUCUGAAUCCAACUAUUUCACUCUCACUCUUUGUGUCAGCUCUCUCUGCUGACUGUCAUUCAUCCAAUCGACAAAGAAAUUCAAUUAGGAUACAGCCUCUGAAUGCUGCUGUUUUUACAGUUUGUGCCAGCAGGCUACUUAUCCAAAUAACAACCUUGUUUGCUUCUCUGUGCAGGAGAGUGUCCGACUCUCUCUGGCAGCAUGUGCUGAAAACUCAACUUGCCCCCCUUGCUUCAUGUCAGAGGAAGUUAAUACAGACCCUCCAGAGGCAGAUACAUUUGGUGAAAGUGUACGAGAUCAGAAAGGCCAAGUUGUCCACUCAACCUCCGAACCAUCACAGCGCAGAAGAGAGACAGCAGACGGAUCAGUUAAAUCUAGCUCUCAGUUUUGCCUCUUCUGAAGCUGAGGACUGUCAAAUUUAUGAAGAGGUCAUACAGUCUUCUGUGUUAGAAUCUGCAACCUUCGAACCUCCUGCUCUGCAUCAGACACAGUUGAUGAACACUUCCAAACAUACUAAAGUCCCAAAAAACAAAAGGGACACAAGGCAGAGCAGCGCCCCACAAACAAGACAUAAACUACGACAAACAAACUCCAGAAUGAAAAGAAAGGAUUCUCUGCUACAUAUGAGGGCUGAGGAUGGCAGCAGACAUCUCUCUGAGCUCAUGCAGAAGGGGGUGCUGGAGCCUGGAUGUGCCCUCCACAUCUGCAUCAAGGUAACAAGGUCUUCUUUUAGAAUUACCUGAGUAUUAGUGUAAAAUUUUCACCAAUAGUCUGGUCUUAAUGUGCUUUAAUCAAUAAUCAAUUUUGGCUGUUUUCAGUGUGUUUUUCUGACUUUAAGACUCAUUCCUGUAACUUUUAGUUUGUUUGAAUUCAAAUGACUGUUCAAAUGACCAAGAGUUUUGAACAUCCUUACAGAAGACCUUUUCAAAUAUUAUUAUAGUUUUAAACUUUAUUUCCGUACUACACAAGCUGAGAGACCUCCCCCUCCAUAGUCACUCACUUAGGCAUGGAUUUGUUUUGCAGGAACCUGUUAUUAUUUUCAAGAUUAUCAUGACCAUGAAAUGUCACAUUAACUGUAUUAUCACAAUAUUUAGGAAAUACUUAAAAUUUAAAACAACAUAGGCAGUAGAAGUAAAUCAACAUAAAUAUUACAAAUCCAUGAAUUUUACAGUUAACUUUUAUGUGAUUAUCCAUUUCCAGUCAUGUUCAAAUUUGUGAUUUGUCUUCAUCCCUGGUUGUGCAACUGAAACUCCUUUGGAGAAAACCUUACCUCACUACCUCUUCAUCUGUCCUCCCUUUUAUUAUGUGGCAAUCAACACACAGGACCUCAGCAAUGAACUCAUAGUUGAUUAAUUAAUAACUUAAUAAAGAUGGUUACCAUCAAUACUUGUAUACUGCGACAGCCCAAACAUGCAGAUAAUGUUACAGUGUCGGAUGUCCAUACUAGACCUCAGCAAAGUUUCAAAACUUCAGACGGACAAAGUUUGGUGUAAUCUGGCUUCUCUGAACAGCUGAUUUCUAGACAUAGCCUUCACCAGAUUUCAGUUUCAGAUGUUUAAAGACAUAGAAAAAAAACAUUACAACAAAUGGUGCUUCAGUAUACAGACAACGAGAUAAACCUGCACUUCAAAUUGCACAUCACAACAAGUUUCACAGCUUUACGCCUUUAUUCUUUUCAGUUUGAGGGACAACAACCGCUCAGGUAACAGCUCUUACUUUCAGUAAGGAUUCCUCUACACAUAUGUAUGCAUGGAGCUGUGGCGUUCCGUUGUGUAAUUACAGAGUUUCCUCUGUCUCAUAUUGCAGUGAGUGCCAGCUGCUGCCAGUAUAGCUUGAUUUACUGUAUGUCAGACUGCUCUGCGAGGGUCACCAGUGUCCAUACAGACAAAGAGACUUCUCACCAUCAGACACCACCCUUAAAGGGAAUCCUGUGUACCAAGUUGUCCAUCUGUUUUUACAUACCAAUCAUUUCUGACCACACAAACGCAGUUGCCUGCAGAAAAUAGAAAAGUCAGAAAGCUGCUCUGGAAUAUUAGAAGAAAAAAGUUUAUUCAAAAUAGAAUGAAAGUUCCUGAAAAUGUCAGGACAUUAUCCCAGUGAGUAUCUUUAAGGUGACUUCUACCCACAGCUCCCUGUGAGAAGCCUGGGUGGAGUUACACGGUAAGCAAUGCGAUGAAGGUUGUUUGAGAUUUUACCCUUUAGUCCUCAUCUCAGGUGUCUGUUAGAUGUUUUCCACUGUUGGGCUUCUGUCAUGGAAACCUUGUCCAAGUGCAUCUGUCACACAUACUCAGCCAAAGCUGAACUUUUCCAGUACUUUGUUCGAUGUUUCACAAAUGUCCGUAGAUGUUACAUAAGCUAAGGAAAUACUUGAGAGUUACUGGCUACAAACAUAAACAGGACUCUGGAUAAGGAGUCACUGAUAACCCUUUCGACCCUUAUUAUUGCCACAGCUACUGCAGUACAUCAUGUCUGCCAACUGAUGCUUUAUCUAGCCAGCCCUGCAGUGUUUCAAACUGGAUUUUCAGUGAAUGAGUAAAAAAAAAAAACGUGAUUUUUUUUUUUUUGUACAGGCUUGCUUACAUUGUGCUCACGUCUUGGCUGAUGGCUCUCUAAAGGACUUUAAAGGCAGAGUGCACCCAUCUCCUGAGCGUUGGCUGGAGUCUUUGUUCGGUAACUACAUCCCCGUCAGCUCAGCCUAUGCUUGGGACAAGGUAAGACACUAUGCUGCCUGGUCAGAUGAUCAUUGGACAAUCUAUAAUUUAAUGAUCCCGAAGCAAGAUUAAUCCACAGUAGUGAUCUAGCCAUCUUUGGAUCUGUUUCAGACCAGAUGUCCAGGUGUUUGUUCAUUUUAUCUCUUUCAUUUAACAGGGACAGCGUACAAUGACAACAUUUAUACAAAGAAAAAUGAAAAUACAGUUACACCAGAUUUAGUGAGCUGCGAAUUCCCAUCUGUAAUCCCAUCCGUUUUAACAAAGGAAAAUCAAAUGAUAAAAUGUGACAUGAUUAGUAGUUUUGAUAACAUUUGUGUACUCUGAUGUGCAACUAAGUUGUCUGCUAUCCACAUAUCAUCCUGCUGCACAUGCCUGAUACAAAGCAAGAAAUGUGGAUCCAUCCCCUGCUGAAAAUAGUCCCCUGCAAACGCAACGUUUCCCAUUUAAAAUAUUAAAGUUACACAACAACAAUUUGAAGAGGCUUUGAGUAGACAGUGAAAUAAGAUCAGAUGGUUGUAAUAAACUGUACUUUAGGAGGCGGAUAAGACACAGCAGUACAAGUAAGACUGCAUUUACCAGUCUCAGCUUGUAUUUGUGGAGGUUUUUAGGUUGAAACUCUGUUAUUCAUCCUGAAUGAUUGAGUUAAAUGUGAAGUUUCCCUCCUGCAGGCUCUUCUCCUCCCUAUCUUGUUGUUUGGAAUAAAGUUCUGGUCUCUGCUGUUUCCAGAUGCCAGUAGGGGACUGUGACAGGUCCCAGCAUUAGUCUGUAAAUUAUUGAGCGUUCACUGCAGAGCCGUGCACCGACACACACUUCAUUUACUCUCCUGUAUCUUGUAUCUCUCAGCGCUUGUUUAAAGGUCCUUUUAAAGCUGCUGAGAGCUAUCUGAUCUGGAUCCAGGUUUCAUAUUCCCUUCCAAGACUCCCUGAUACUCUCAUCAAUAAUUCAUCAUGUAUAAACAGACAGACGUGUGAACGCUGUUAAGAGACACUCGUGUGGAAGUCCUCUCUGUUUCCUCAGGUGAUGCUCAGAGGUGAAUCUUUGUCUUCUUACGCUCUAAACCUGGAGUCAGAAGCAAACUCACACAGUCACAAGAACCACAAGUGCUCUUCUUCUUCUUCUGCUCCAGAGGAUCAGAACUCAGGUCUGUACUUCCUGUCAGCUGAUGUGUCUCCCUCCGCACAGCUCUACAUACAUCCUGUGCCUGACAUUUCUCACACAGACAGCAGGCGGGUGCGCACUGAAGCGUGGCUCCUUGUGUGUCAAUAAUUAAUCACCUGUUUCACAUGUGUCCCACCUGGAGCCUCUGUGAGCUCAGAGACACCAGCCUCUUCAAAUUAACUUGAUAUUGUUGUUGUGGAAAAUGUAUAUAAGAUGCAGCAAAUGAAGGAGACAGAACGAGAUAUGAAGAGCAGUCUGGGUGAUUUUAUUGUUCAGACGUAAAAAUCAGUAGUCCUAACAGGAGUCCUCAAAUGAGUCACUCUAUCUCCCCUUUCACUCACUCUUUAUGCUGGCGAAUGUGCUCGUGAACGUAAUAUGUGUGUAUUACAAAGUGUGAGUCUCCUUUCCUGCCUGGUUGAACAGGAUAUCAAGGAAACCAGCCAGAAACAUAAUUUCUGUUUUGGAGUCAAUGUGGCGUUAACACAUCUGGCAAAACUCAGUUUGACUUUCCUGGCAAACAAAUCUUACAAAUGUCCAUGCUCAGUAUAAACCAUCAGUAUAACCAGCUAUGAAUUCGACCACUAUGUCUAUACUGAAGAUGUAGAGAGCAGAUUUAACUGUGUGUGUGUGUUUGUGCAGAAGAGGCCGGGCUGAAGCGUCUGAUGAGAGUCAGGACCAUCCAUUUGGUGGAGGAUGAGGAGCUGAUGCCCAACGCUCUGAUGGAUCGUUGCUGGGAGAAACUCUUACAGGAUGAAUGUCCAGACUCUCAGUGGACUUAG